AGAGGCCGGACCUGGGCAACCCCAGCCUGGAGGUGCCGGGGUCGGAGCUCCCAGAGGGCUGGGUGCGAGGCCUAGGCGGGGUCAGGUUCGGGUUCCUAGGCCAUAGCGGAGCUGCAGCCCAGGCGGCCGGAGCGGAACCCAGCCCCGCUCCGAGUGCCACGUCUCCAGGAACCCCCUCCUUACUCUUGGACAACACUCCGCCCCCGCCCGGGCCUCCGUCCCCCAAACCGCCCUCAUUUGUGCAGCGCCAGAUCCUUCGGACACAUCCCUAGGUGUCUCCAUCCUCGUUCGGUCCAUCCAACUCCCAGACCUCACGUCAACCGGCUGCAUCCCACUUUCCAGCCUGCGCCCCAGAUCUGCAGCCUUCGCCCCUAGAUACACCCGCCUGGUGAUGAGGCGCUCCUCGCGUUCCUUCCGGUAGCCGCGUUGCGAAGACCACGCUGCCGGGUUGCAAACUUGGGGGAACUUCCUCCCUCCCCUCCCCCUGGGCGCCGUGCAACUGCCCUGGGACCGGGUUCUGGGAUGAGGGGGGCAGACCGGGCUCCCCAGCGGCCGGCGCAGCACGUAGCGCACGUGUAGGGCCCGCUCCCCACCCCCUCGCCGCCUCUGACAACUUUCCAGGGCUCCCGGUGUCGUCCGUGAGCCUCCCUUCCGCCCUGGCCUCCGGUCUCUGCCUUGCUCGUGCUUCUACCACCACCCUUCCCCUCCCAACCCGGUGGAUCCUCUCGUCUCCCCCAGUCUCCAGUGCACCGGCUUUCCCUCGUCCUCUGCGCAGUCCAUCUCAGCUCAUCUCUCCAAUUCAAUGCCAUCAUCUCUCCUCACCAUCUCUCGGUGCCCUGGAAUGUUUGCUGUCAUAUGUCCCCUGUGAAACCCACAAACGCUUGCGAUUUGGCCUUCUUGUUUUAUUUUGUGUAGUCCUACAACGUCUUGUUACUACCCCCUAUUACAACACUUAUAACUCAGUAUUUGUCUUUUUUCCGCGGUGUCCCUGCACUCUCCCCAUACAUAUUCCUCUCCUGCCAGAUUGUAAGCCUCUAGAGGGAAGGAGUAAUGUCUCUCUCCUUGGCACCAGGCACGUGGCACACGCUCCACAAAUAUUUGUUGAAAGGGAGGGUAAAUGGCCUUGAGUUUCUGUGGCUACCAUUGGCUGAGGAUGGAGCUUUGGGCUGGACAAAGAAGAAUCUGGUUGACCACAUGAAGCAGGAAGGAGGCUCAGAACGGUGUUGAGGGAGCCUCCACAAUGGGUGGGCACCACAGUGUCACCACCAGCACCCCUAAUUUGGGUCUCUGGGCUGAGGGGCCCCUGGCAGCAUGCUCAAUGGCCUUGGAUAGCUGGAAUGUUUGGAAUUGCCUGCAUCUUGGAUGAAAGUCUUAACAAUAGAAUGAAAACUGCUGCAACACUGUGUCAGCACUUUACAGACCACCACUGUAAAUUCCCAGUUGAAACUGGGAAUUUGGAAUUCCAUGUUCAACCAAAUCAUGCUGAGUGCCCAGCACAGCAUCUGACACACUAAAUGCUACAGAAGUCUGUUGAACUCAGAGGGCUGAAUGACAGCAGUCUUCCCUCCGUGACUGGGAAACUACACGGGAGGAACUGUAUCCUGACGCAGACGUGAUGCGGUGUUCCAUCAGGAAAUGCUUCAUACUCUCAGUGGGCAUUGUAUUCCUGUGGCCCUUCAUCACUUUGAAAACCCCCAAGGAAACUGAAGAUGAUCAAAAUGUGAUGACUGUCAAAGGCCAAGUAGCAAGUCUUGAGCCUUGCUCAGUUUGGGAACUGGGAAUAUAGGGUGGAAAUGGUGUGGACAGGCAGAUUCUGGAAAGCCCCUGGGCUUUCUUCCUUCCUGACCUUUUCACCUGAGAGCAGGAAGCUCCAAAGGGAAUGGGGGUAUGGACCUGGGCCUAUUAGUCCAUGAAGAAGCUGUAUUUAUUUUCCUUAUUCAUUAAGGUAAAGAAGACAGCAAAUACUGCUUGAGCCCUGGAUAUUUUAGCCAAUGGCCAGGCAUCCUGAGAAUGUGCCGGGCUCACUCUAGGGAGAAUGGUUCACUCCACCUCUUCCCCUAGAAAAGCUUAUGGGAAGCCACUGGGGUGUAAAAUUUGUUCUUUUUAUGAAAGGAUAUAUAUGUUUGCCCUUGUCAAUGCCCCCGGAGGCCAGUUAUAACAGCCGGAAGGACCCAAGACCACUAGAAGACUGGCAGAACCUCACCUUCAAAUAUAUGGAAAAAAUCCAGAAGAGAAGAAAGACAUGGCUGACAGUGGGGAUCUCAUCAGUGCAGCAAGGGGAUGGAAGCAGCCUCUUGUACACAUUGGUCUCCCUGUUCCGUGUUUCUUCUAAGGCUGAGCAGAAACGUCUCACGGUGCUGGUCCACCUGGCAGAUUCUGACCUCACCUGGCUCAGAGAAACUCUUGCCCAUAUUUCAAGCCUCUUCAGCCCACAGAUCUUGAAAGGGCAGUUGCUACUGAUCCAUGCUUCAUCCGAUGCCUACCCCACUGUGGAGAGCAUCAGGGAUGAGGCCUUUCAUGGCGAAUUCUACUCCAAGCAGAACGUAGAUCAUGCCUUCCUCAUGAGCUUUGCCACAAAGUUAUCUGAUUACUUCCUGUUAAUAGAGGACAAUGUCUUUUUUGCCCCCAACUUUGUCACCCACAUUCAUUCAAGGGUGACCACCAUGAAGUCCAACUCGUGGGUGCUAAUGGAGUUCUCCAAUAUGGGCUUCCUUGGCAAACUCUUCCACAGCAGGGACCUCCCACUCCUGGCCCAUUUCCUCCUUCUCUUCUACAAGGAGAAACCCCUUGACAGCCUGAUUUCUCAUUUCCAUACGCUCCUGGUCCAGGAAAGCCCAAUCCUCUGCAGACCUUUCCUAUUCUACCGCAGGGUCUCCUACACUGCCUUUGAUCACAAGCAGAAGGCCACAGCACUUCAGAAAAAGAAUGCCGAUGGUCCCAACAACCCGCCUGGAGCUGUCUUCACUGAUAUGCAGCUUUCCGAUGUGCAUUUCCCCUGGGAGGCCUACACUCUGGAUGAGUCAUUCUUUUGGACACACAACAUUAGUGUAGGAAACCACCUGACGGUGAUUCUGAACCAUCCAGCAAACCUGAGCAGGGUGCAAGUGAUGACGGGCUCCAUUGUGGAUGGGAGGUACGCCCUGGAGAAGGGGCAGGUGGAGCUGGGCUACCAACCUGAGGGGGUGCCGCAGCACUGCACCAGCUUCGCCUUGCUGGGACAUCUUUCGGAGGGGCAGAUGGAUCAGAAGAUACUUCUGAAAGGUAUGGGGUACCACGUGAGCUGUGUGAGGCUGGUGGUGAAAGCUGGUCAGGCUGGGGGGCUCAUGAUCAGGCAUAUCUACCUCUGGGAGAAAAAUGACAAAUAGCAGCAAGUGGAUCAAUGCUGAAGAUAAAUCAGUAGAGGUAUGAAAAAUUAAAAUCUUAAAGUCAUUU
Messenger RNA from Pan troglodytes (chimpanzee), 3432 nucleotides. RefSeq names its product alpha-1,3-mannosyl-glycoprotein 4-beta-N-acetylglucosaminyltransferase-like protein MGAT4E (gene MGAT4E). The transcript is spliced from 5 exons. Gene Ontology annotation, biological process: protein N-linked glycosylation. The record is from RefSeq and is marked validated. NCBI's taxonomy places the organism in Eukaryota, Metazoa, Chordata, Mammalia, Primates, Hominidae. Bases 2070 to 3365 code for a protein of 431 amino acids. Gene Ontology annotation, molecular function: acetylglucosaminyltransferase activity.